Colletotrichum acutatum is the source of this 1323-nucleotide messenger RNA. RefSeq lists its product as uncharacterized. The record is from RefSeq and is a predicted model, not a curated record. Lineage: Eukaryota; Fungi; Ascomycota; Sordariomycetes; Glomerellales; Glomerellaceae. The transcript has a single exon. Bases 86 to 1108 code for a protein of 340 amino acids.
GAAGCUUCCGUAUGAGAUGCUGUUUCACAUCAUCAGCUAUCUUGAUCUCCAUGAUGAGUUCAUUCUGCGUUAAACCUGCAAAGACAUGCAAAUCCUCCUCCAGAAAGACUGGAGGCUGCUGUUCACUCGCCUUGCCGUCAGACAAAGACUAGACUUUUUGGCUGGUUUGGCAUUCACCUCACUCAACCACUGGGUCUGCGGAGGCUGCCAUCAGCUCCAUCGUAUCAAUACGAACGAUAUACCUUGGCAUCCGCCGUCUAUCGACCGCUGCCGAACUGAUAAACAAAUAAUAUGUCUUCCACCCUGUUUCGAAAUUCGAGAGAGGCAUAUUCAACUCGGACUCAAGCUUACACGACUCAAAACAGCCGCCAACCAGGAGUACUUGAAGAAGAUCAUGUCACCGUUUACCUUCGAGUUCGGCCCUUACCCAGGUCCAAAGAUCAGGUCUUCUUUUCACGCCACGCCAAAAUUUAUAGCCGAUAGGUUCAUACUAUAUAUUCAGCGAGCACUAAUUUAUAAAAAGGGCCUUGAAACUUGGCAACUCAACUCAGAGAGCACCUGUCGGCACACCGGCGGACCUGAAUCCCGGUAUGGCCCCCCCACGGAAUUCGGCAACACCGUUAGAUUGGCAGUCAAUCAGCCGGGGAUCGAAGUGACUGGCCACUGUUCACGCUGUCCAACAGAUUAUUCCGUCAUGGUUGGUCACGGUCCCGACAAAAUCCUGACAAAAUUACCAUCCAUGCUUGGCAUGACUACGGUUCAUACAAGUCUCCCAGUGACAAGUCUUGGACUGCACCCGUUUAUGGUACCAGCAACAUGUAUUCGCCAGGCCCUAAGGUGUAUCGUGACCCUGGCAGCAUUCGGAGGCUGUAAACGACGGGCACCACACUUGGCAACGUCAGAUAGUUGGAUUAGCUGCCUCCAAACAGAGCUCUCUUUACGAAAGGUAUGUAGUCUAGAUCCUGUUGAGGGCCGCCUUCGACCUUUGCGGCCGACCUCUGCGGUCGAACUUUCCGGCUGGCGCCUCCGUGUGAGGAUUAAUUGUCUAAGAUCCCGAAUAACAUCGCAGUUUUGGUAUCGAAACCACUACAUCAAGUCAAAUAAGUAAUCGGGGAAUAUUGUACAUACCAUAUAGUUAUAAAAAGUAUAUCGCGUCGUAUGAUUUGCCUUGGAGGCUAAUCCCGUUGAGGUUGAUCUUUUGCGCCUAUGAAGCCGGACAAUCUACCACAUAUAGUCUAGACCGAAAGGGGUUCACUCAAAGCACUGUCCAUGAAAGGGUUGCAGGUUCAGAGUGUAUUGGUAGCUUUGUGUGAACUACGGUAG